GAGAAACUUGGUGUCCAGGGGAGGCCCCCGGCGGCUGGAGCGCGGCGGCAGCGGGCGCAGAGGCCGGAGGGAGAGGAGGCGAGGGGCGGCCCGAGCGCGGGGCGGGAGCGAGGCCAGCGGUCAUGUGCCCGUGCCCCCUGCACCGCGGCCGCGGCCCCCCGGCCGUGUGCGCCUGCAGCGCGGGUCGCUUGGGGCUGCGCUCGUCCGCAGCGCAGCUCACCGCCGCCCGGCUCAAGGCGCUCGGCGACGAGCUGCACCAGCGCACCAUGUGGCGGCGCCGCGCGCGGAGCCGGAGGGCGCCGGCGCCCGGCGCGCUCCCCACCUACUGGCCCUGGCUGUGCGCGGCCGCGCAGGUGGCGGCGCUGGCGGCCUGGCUGCUCGGCAGGCGGAACUUGUAGGAACGCGGGGCUUCUUGGUGGGGCCGGAGCCGAGACCCAGCCGGAGCAAGCAACAGGUUGGUGAAAACCCUGUGUCCUUGGAGAAAGCUGGUUCCCGUUUUCCAGAGGGGGAGCCCAGAGCUUGAAAGGCCACGGUUGGCACUUCGAGAAGGAAGUGGAGAGUAAAGACAGCGCCUGGAGCGAUCGUAGAAACACAGAAUGGGACUGGGGAAGCCCUUUGGAAAUCCAGCUGCAGAAACAGACACCCCAAUGCUAUUUACAUACAGCUCUAUAUAUAUAUAAAAAAUAUGAAUAUUACGUAUCAGUGCAUGCCUUGUCAAGGACGUGGUUGCCUUCCUUUUCUGCACCUUGCGAUGUGAACUUUGAUAUUCUGUAAUGUCUGGGGCGCCAGAAGAGAGAUGCCUGCUGUGUACUUAGAAACUGUUUGCAAAGACUGGUGGGAAUUAGCCCUAGCAUCGGCCAACUGCCUGGGGAUAGAUGCUGGUGGAAUAAGAGGUAACAGUGCAAAAGGCAUGAUAGGAAAAAAAAAAAAAAAGGUGAGGACUUGGGGCCAAUUGUGCAGGGGCAGUCUGGGGUGCCUCCAUUUCUUGACUCAUCCUAGCCUCUCCCGCUGUACUUACUUAGGUCGAUCGCUAGAUCCCACUGUCACAUCAAGAGAAAUGGGAUUUUUGUGUCUCUGGUGCUUCACUUAAAAUUUUGCUGGUGCUAAGUGCGUUCCUGCUGGUGCUGCUGUGGUAUUCUUUUGACAGACUUGUUGGAAGGCCAGGGAACAAGAGAGAUUUCUAUUUUGCUGUUUCAGAUUCUUUUUUUUUUUUUUUUUUAAGGGACAAGUUGCAAAAGUGCCACUUGAGAGUCUCUUCUUUUUCUCUACGUGGGGACAAAUAUCCAGAGGUGGUUUGGAGCAAACCUUGGGGUCUAGGAGGGAGGGUGGCAUUGAGAGGCUUGCUGGUGAUGAGGCAGAAAGCUGACCUCAUGCAUGACUUGGUUGCUAUCUCCUCCACCCCCACAAAAGUGUCCUCGGAGUUCAGCCCACAGCCUCCUCCACUCCCCAAGGGGAUUUCAGGGUUUAGGUUUUAUGGAUUAAAGAGCCAAGAAAUGGCUACAUUCUGGUCAAAGAUGAUUUAUAACCAGGGGACGUUGGGGGAGGGAGUGGGCCAUUUAAAUGAAAGGCACCAGCAUCUCACUGAUUGACAGAGGUCUGAUUUUUUUCCCCCCAAGGAUAAGCUACUAUUUUCAGAAGUUUCUAGAAGGGCUAAAAAAAAGAUGUGUGCUGGACGGAGACUUGGCUGCAAAGACUCUUCAGGGAGCAGUGAUUAUUUUUUGCUUUCAUUUUCGAAAAAUCCAACAUAAGCACGUAUUCUUCCUCUGUGCAGGAUACCACACACUGCCAUUUUCAAAGCCGAGGUGGCGAGGUGUCAGGCUGCAGAUUCGGACAGUCAUUCUCCAAGGCUCCAUUUGCAAGUCACCACCUGGUACCUAUAGACAGAGGGUCCAGCAGGCUGGUUAGCAGACACCGCUCCAGUUCUAAGAAGCCAGCAGUGGGAUCCACGUUUGUUAAGGUGGAUGCGGCUGAAAUGGGAAUUAUCCCCCCAUAGGCUUUGCUGUAAAUGACCAGGUCUUUUAGAAUGUACAGCCUCUCAGUGCUGCUGCAAGCUGGGAGCUGGAUUUCUUUCUGUCUUCUUUUUAAAAUCCGUUCCUUGUGUUUUCCUAAAUAGCCCUUUAAAGAGAAAUGUAACCCCAGGGCUGCUGAAUGUGAGGGAAGGCUCCCCCAGCUUUGAACUCAGCAAGGCAAAAAAAAAAAAAAAAAAAAAACAAAAAACAAAAAAACCCGCUUAUUUUGGGGGAACCUGCUUCUCCUCAUUACUCAUGCCCUCCCCCUAGUUGAUGUUUGCAGGGGACCCUCGCUUAGCUGGGGGUUGCAGAGAGCAGCAGGCGAUAUUCCCACCAAGCCACGAACUUGGAGAAGGCAAAUUCAUCAGAAUAAUAUGAAAUACAGUCUCUGCUUCUAUUUAAUCACUUUCUUAGCCACAGACUAGGGUCUUUCCAGCUCACCCCGUUUUCUGGGGAGAGGCUUCCAUUACUACACAGUUGUACCUAAUCACAGUUCUCUGCUUCUUUAAGGCUGUACCUUCAAGGUCGUAGUGGGGGCAUGCUGACCACAUAGACACAGGAGAAGAUGAAAGGUGAGAGGAUCCCUUUUUCAUCCCCGACUUGCCUGCUGGCUUUUGAUGUUUCCCCUAGAGGAUCCAAACUCCAAACGCUGGGGUUGGCAUCUUGGGUGAUUUUGAUUUCAAUGAAGCCACUUUGCUGAGAGAACUGGGGCAUCCAUGACCUCCUGGUAGAGCUUCCCAGCCAAGUCCCUUGUAGAUAUUCUCCUGUUUUAUUAGAGACCAUGUAUUUAUCAAAUCCUGGCCUUUUCUUGCACAUCAUUCUUUGGAGUGCACUUCUCGACUGCCCCGAUUUUUGACAAGGGGUUGUUUUUAAUGCUUGUUUUUAUAUGAGAUUUGACUUCUUGAUGGACAUUUGUAUUAGGAAAUUGAAGCAUGAUAUAUAUGUAUAUAUUGUCUCCACCAUCUCUCCUGUUGUAUUGCUUGGAUUGCAUGAGAUAGUGGGGUGGUUCUUGUUUUUUAAAAAAUAUUUCCACAGUGUGCAAAGUGCUGGCAACAUCCCUCCCUCUCCUCCACCCCCCCACUUUUCUCUGGCUGCCAAGGAGUCAUUGAUUUUGAUUAGCUUCACUGCAGAGCGUCUGUGAAGAGAGAGAGAAAGGGAGGGAGGCUUUGAAAUGAAUUUUAAAAAAGACUUCAUAUCGGGUUUCAGCAGACAGCAGUGUGUGUGUGUGUGUGUGUGUGUGUGACCGUACAAGCAGAGGGAGGCCUCUGAGAUCAUCGUUUAGGUAACUUGCUGCAUAAUGAGAUGAAGAGACUUUUGCCUCUUCAUUUCUGAUGGUGCUGCUUGCUCUCAGAGAGUGGGGAGCCAGGAACCUCAGGGACUGGAGCCCCCAGGACUUCAACACUCCGAAUGAGAUCCAGUCCUUUCUGGAAGCUUCUCACCCCUACGUGAUACCCCACAAACAAAUACAAUCUCUUCAAAUUUGGGGGUCCGUUUCCUAUUGUCUUUGUUAUUGGUGUAGCUUGAGUAGGAAGUUUCUCCGGGGAGCCCAUUAGCCCCACUGGCUGCUGUCCGUGGUCCUAGGCCGUGCGCGUCUCCUAGAGCCCAGUUCCUGUUUUUUGUUUGUUUUGUUUUGUUUGUGGUUUUAUUUUGGCCGUGCACAUCUCUUAGAGCCUAGUUCCUGUUUUUUGUUUGUUUGUUUGUUUUUAUGUUUUUAGCUGCCUUCAUUUGGGUACUGGGGACUUCUUUUCCACUUCUGCUUUAUUUUGAGACAGAGUCUCGCUCUGUCGCCCAGGCUGGAGUGCAGUGGUGCGAGCUUGGCUCACUGCAACCUCCACCUCCCAGGUUCAAGCGAUUCUCCUGCCUCAGCCUCGCGAGCAUCUGGGAUUACAGGCACACACCACCAUGCUCAGCUAAUUUUUGUAUUUUUAAUAGAGACGGGGUUUUACCAUGUUGACCAGACUGGUUUUGAACUCCUGGCCUCAAGUGAUCCAACCGCCUUGGCCUCCCAAAGUGCUGGGAUUACAGGUGUGAGGCACCGUGCUCAGCCUCCACUUCUUAUUUUGAUUCUUUUCUGUUUUGAUGAUGAGAGGAAAGGGUGAUUUAAACAAUACCGUCACAGAAAAAUGAAACUGUGACUGGUUUUCACAAUGUAUGUAGCUGAUCUCAUGUUCUCCUAUUAUUAUGUUUCUGACAGUGAUAAAAUACCACUCUCCCUCCGUGGGGCAUUAGGGGAGUCCUCACCCACCCACCUCCUCCGCAAGUAUCUUUUAGGGACACCGGUUCACCAUUGUGGACUUUUUGAGUGUCCACCUGAUAUUACAAGUUACAUUGACCAGAACACAGAUUUUGUUCUUCUGUGUCAAUACCCGUUUCUUUUCUGAAGGUCAGAAGUUGGUUAAGGGUUUGGGGGACCGGCUAGACACUCUUCUUAUCCCAUGGAGCUGACUGGAAGUUCCAUGAGGGGAGGAAAUUGAUGUCAAAGUGUCAUUUUAAAGCUUAAGCUGAAAGUUUAUUUUUAAAAUUUUCAUUCAUUCAUUUAGCAUAUAUUUAUUGAGCAUCUACAAUGUGCCAGGCUGUAGAAUUCCAUCUCAGAAGAGACUUGACUUAUGGAUGGUGGAGGGGACAGUCCUGCUCGGAAGCAGAUGAUGUGAAAUGUCCCUUUCCAGUCUGGUUCACGACAUUUAACAGAUUUUUCAGGUCACCACUGUGACCCCAAGCCUUGCUGGCAGAUUGUUAUAUAGUAUUGACUGAGAGCCCCGCUAUCUGGUAGAGGCAGUUAAAAAGCCUGCAAUCUCGACUCAUUUCCAGCAUGAACAGACUGGUCCUUGCUGCUUUACACAAUAGUCAAAGCUACCUUUUAUGGCGUGCUCGCCACUCCCAAGCCCUGGGUGAAGUGCUUUACCAUCUUCCCUCCGCGAUGCCUCAUGCCCACUUUAGCAGAUAGUACUGUUAUCAUUCCCAUUUUACAGUGGAGGAAGCUGAGGCUCAGCGAGGUUGAGUAACUUAGCUGAAGGCCACACCACCAGCGAAGUGCCUGAGCCAAGAUUUGGACUGGAGUCCAUGGGACCCCCACGCUCACGAGCUGACUGCUCUGCUCCACUGGUUCCCUUCAUGAGGUCACCCACAGCACUGCUAGUUCCAGGGCGAGUGCCAGCACAUGGCCCCACUGGGAGCCAGGGGCCUGACUUAGGUCCACUGGAAAAAGUGUCACCUUUGGGGACACUCAAGGACAGGCUGGUUGGAUUCGUUGUGGAUUUUAUAUACUCAUGCCCUCCCACUAUGUUCCUGGUUUCUAUAAGGUCCCAGGGAAGGUGCAUGGAAUUUGCAAAUAGGGCCUGUAUGACUUAUUUCCUAGGACACAGGAAGCUUUUUUUACCUCCUUCCUACCCUCUUCUCCAACCUGAACUCCCAAGUUCCUUCUCCCGAAGGUCUUUUGCACUAUAAGCGCCAAGGAAGCUGUGCGCGUGGCAGGGACGGCUGGGAGGGUAUCUGGAGAACCUUAGUGAGGCCUCUGGCCUAGCCAGAGAGGCAAUAAGCUUGGGGAUGUUCCGUUCUGGGUUCUGACGUUGUUGGUUCUGACGUCGUUGUGCUCUUUUGUAAGAGGAAUUUCAUACCUUGGAGACGCUUUGUACAUAUUUGUAAUGACUUUAUUAAAAAAUUGGUUGUGCACUUCUA
Messenger RNA from Piliocolobus tephrosceles (Ugandan red Colobus), 5684 nucleotides. It is a transcript of the gene HRK, whose product is annotated as harakiri, BCL2 interacting protein. Lineage: Eukaryota; Metazoa; Chordata; Mammalia; Primates; Cercopithecidae. The coding region runs from base 123 to 398 and encodes 91 amino acids. The record is from RefSeq and is a predicted model, not a curated record. Gene Ontology annotation, cellular component: mitochondrion. Gene Ontology annotation, biological process: positive regulation of apoptotic process. The transcript has 2 exons.